GUGGGAGGCUGGUGAGGAGGGAUGUAGCCCAUCGCCAGGCGAGCUGGAAGGUGGGCAGCCGGAGGACUGGCUCCAGGGAGGUUAUAAAAGGCAAGACGGGGACGCAGAAGGACCCGCAGCCCCGCGGGGACCCGCCAAGCUCCUUCGCUGGAAGCCCGGAGGAUUCUCUCCCCGACGGCAGAAGCAGCCCAGCAGGAGCGGGGACGCUGCCAGUCAUGCCCCGGGGAGCUGGGCACAGGGGCAGCUGAGGAUGGUGCCCAAGCCGCGUCCUGCCCUCCUCCUCCUCCUCCUCCUUCUCCUGCAGGCAUUUCUCCUCUGGGACAGCCUGGUUGCAGCCUCCAUCCAGGAGCAGUACUGUGAGAGCCUGCCACCUGUCACCAACCACACUGGUCCCCAGUGCAACGCCUCGGUGGACCUGAUCGGCACAUGCUGGCCCCGGAGCGCGGUGGGACAGCUGGUGGCUCGGCCCUGCCCCGAGUUCUUCUAUGGUGUGCGGUACAACACCACCAAUAAUGGGUACAGGGAGUGCCUCGCAAAUGGGAGCUGGGCAGCACGUGUCAACUACUCCCAGUGCCAGGAGAUCCUCAGUGAAGAGAAGAAAAGCAAGCUGCACUACCACAUUGCUGUCAUCAUUAACUACCUGGGCCACUGUGUUUCGCUGGGGGCCCUCCUCGUGGCAUUUGUCCUCUUCAUGCGCCUGCGGAGCAUACGGUGCCUGAGAAACAUCAUCCACUGGAACCUGAUCACAGCCUUCAUCCUACGCAAUGCCACAUGGUUCGUGGUGCAGCUCACCAUGAACCCAGAGGUGCACGAGAGCAAUGUGGUUUGGUGCCGCUUGGUCACUGCUGCCUACAAUUACUUCCAUGUCACCAACUUUUUCUGGAUGUUCGGCGAGGGUUGCUACCUGCACACGGCCAUCGUGCUCACCUACUCCACGGACAAGCUCCGCAAGUGGAUGUUCAUCUGCAUCGGCUGGUGUAUCCCCUUUCCCAUCAUCGUUGCCUGGGCCAUUGGGAAGCUCUACUACGACAACGAGAAGUGCUGGUUUGGGAAGCGAGCGGGUGUUUAUACUGACUACAUUUACCAAGGCCCCAUGAUCCUGGUGCUUCUGAUCAACUUCAUCUUUCUAUUCAACAUUGUUCGGAUCCUCAUGACGAAGCUCCGAGCUUCAACCACAUCAGAGACAAUCCAGUACAGGAAAGCAGUCAAGGCCACACUGGUGCUGCUGCCCUUGCUGGGGAUCACCUACAUGCUGUUCUUUGUCAACCCAGGGGAGGAUGAGAUCUCCAGGAUAGUCUUCAUCUACUUCAACUCCCUUCUGGAAUCUUUCCAGGGCUUCUUCGUCUCUGUCUUCUACUGCUUCCUGAACAGCGAGGUGCGAUCAGCUGUACGGAAGCGGUGGCACCGGUGGCAGGACAAGCAUUCCAUCCGUGCCCGCGUAGCGAGGGCCAUGUCCAUCCCCACCUCCCCAACCCGUGUCAGCUUCCACAGCAUCAAGCAAUCCACAGCUGUCUGAGCUGGGAGCGAGAGGUUGCACUGGGAGCCGAUGUCCCCACUGUGGGGACCAGCAUAGGACCUGCCUGUGGUCCCAGCCCCGCAAGGAGACCGUGAACUCACUCGGUCACGGGACACCUGCACAGCUUCUGCCCUAUAUGCUGGGAAGGCCUAGAAGAUAGGACAGCUGAGAUGCUGCUUUGUCAUCUCCCUGGCAGCUGUGUGACCUGCUGGCAUGGCAGAAAGAGCCAUGAAAAGCCAGAAGGAUCUGGAGAUUUUGCAGUAGCUUUCUGCCAGCUCCAUCCUAGGCACGAUGUCUCAUGUCACUGCCUUUAUCGGGUUUGUCUGCUUUCAGGUGACAGGACACCAGGACAUUGCUGGGACAGAUUAUGGGGCUAGUUCCCUGGGAAGCUGGGUCAGCCUUCCAGUGAGCACAUGAUGGAAUGCUGCUGGUGGGGAGGGAACUCUCUAGAGGAGCCAAAGUCCUAUGUGUGUUGGAAGGGGAUGGAUGGGGAGCCCUGGAGUGAUUGUAGAAAUUGCUUCAUGUGGCUGGAUUUUUGUAACACUGGGGUUGAGUCCUUCCCCUGUCUCUUGCUGGGUCUCCAGAUGUCCUGUAACUGCUGCUUGGUCUGACCAGGUCAUUUCUCAUCUUGACACCUAAGGUGGGAUAAAGCAAUGGGAUGGGAGAGGGGAGGGAAUUCCCCUCCCACGGGGAUGGGUCCCAGGGGCUCUGAACAGCCACACAGAGUGGGCUUGAUCUAGAGGGAAACACAGGAAUCAGUUUAAUCCUCUGGUCCAUCCCAGAUGGAUCCACAGGUCUCUGCAAAGACCUGGACCUCAGGGUGACUCCAUGUCUGUGCUCAGAGGGUGGAAAGGUGAGGGAGCCCUGUAGUGGAGCAGUGGCUGAGGUCCCCAAAGGCAGCUACCACAGGGAAAGACCCUGGCUGUGCUCCCUCCUCCUUGCCCUGCUUUUACCUGGGCAGGUGGGCCCAGUGCCAAAGCUGUUUCUUGCUCUUGUGCAGGGGAUGGGACCAAACCAUCCCCACACUAGGGUUAAGUGCCUUGGAGGAGCAGCAGCCUCCUUCCCUCCCUUCCUAUCUCUCUCCCCAUUCUGGGGACUCCAGAUUGUCCCCAGUUCUCCCUGUCCCAUUGCCCUCUUCCAUGUGGUUACCAAAAGCAGCUGAGCAGAGAGUUCCUUGCAAGUAGAGGGAUUUGCCUUCACCUCUUUGGAGCCACCCUUUCCUUGUCCCAUACAAGGUCUGGGGAUGCCCAGGCAGGGGACAGAUUACAGUACAUUUAUGGGCUGUCUGCCCUCUGCAUCACAGGGAUUUUGCCACUGGGGCCUUACAGGAUCUGGUGUGAGCCCCUUCACACUUCUGUGCCUCAGUUUUCCCUCUAUAAAGAACAGGCAUAAAGGUUUCCUGCCCUGGGCAGAUAUAAACAUCUUUGAAAUUGCAGUAUUCUGUGAUUUCCUCAGAAUAUAUCACCAGAAAGGAAUAAGAUCUUGCUUUUUUUUUUUUUUUUUUUUUUUUUUUUUUUUUUAA
Messenger RNA from Cyanistes caeruleus (blue tit), 3038 nucleotides. RefSeq names its product corticotropin-releasing hormone receptor 1. Gene Ontology annotation, biological process: cell surface receptor signaling pathway; adenylate cyclase-activating G protein-coupled receptor signaling pathway. Gene Ontology annotation, cellular component: plasma membrane; neuron projection. Gene Ontology annotation, molecular function: corticotrophin-releasing factor receptor activity; corticotropin-releasing hormone receptor activity; G protein-coupled peptide receptor activity. NCBI's taxonomy places the organism in Eukaryota, Metazoa, Chordata, Aves, Passeriformes, Paridae. The record is from RefSeq and is a predicted model, not a curated record.